ACUCAGUGUGUCUACAAUUUAUUAUUCAUAAUUUAUCUUAUCUCUUAUAACUGAGAAUACUUGCGGUCUGACUCACGCCAGGCGUUAGUCUGCUCCAUACACUCGGUUAAAUCGUUCUCGUUCUGUGCUGCGGAAUAUGAGCGCUUGCCAGGAUACUUACAAUGACUUUGCCAGGGACCUGUACGAUGUGGCCACCAGGAACGAUACCAGCCCGAGCUGUAUACCAAGCACCAAUGCAAUUAUCUCGCCCAUCUCGAUACAAACAUCGCUGAUGCUGGCCUUUGUGGGCGCGGCGGGCAGAACGGAGGAUGAGCUGCGCACGGGUUUGAAGCUGGGACCCGGCGACCGGCAGGAGAUCGCCAAGAGCUAUCACGAUUUCUGGACGCAGAUGUGCAACUACGGCGCCAAGAUGACACUGAAAUCCGUGAAUCGUCUCUUUGUCAACCACAAGCUGAAAUUGCAGCAAGAAUUCAAGGAUCUAUCCGAGGAUUACUUCAAAUCCCAGCCGGUGCCGGUGAAUUUCGCAGACGCGAACGCGGCCACACAACAGAUUAACGCCAUCGUGGAGCAGGCGACGGAGAACAAAAUCCGGGAUCUGCUGCAGCCGGAUGCGGUGAAUGCCGCAACGAGCGCAAUCUUGAUAAAUGCGCUCUAUUUCAAGGGUUUGUUCCAGAAGCCCUUCACGCCCGAGUCGACAAUGCUCGACGACUUCUAUCUGGACGAGCAGGCGCGCAUCGCGGUGGACAUGAUGUACCAGGAGGAUAAGUUCAAAUAUGCGGAGCUGCCGGAGCUAAAUGCCAGAGCCGUCGCCCUGCCCUACGAGGACUCGGACAUAAGCCUGCUCAUCCUGCUGCCCAACAAGAUAUGCGGCCUGCCGGAGCUGGAGCAUCGGCUGGCCAAUCUCAGCCUGGCCAACAACAUUGACAGGCACAUGCAAAUGGAAGAUGUGGAGAUUGCUUUGCCCAAGUUCACAAUUGAGUACGAUCUGGAUCUGAAGGAUACGCUACAGCAGCUAGGCAUCUCGGAGCUCUUCGGCGAUGCGGCCAAUCUGAGCCGCCUUUUCGAGGAGGCAACCGGGCAGAAAAUCUCAGCGGCCAAGCAUCGCGGCUACAUCGAUGUCAACGAGGCGGGCUCCGAGGCAGCCGCCGUCACAUUUCUGAAGGUUGUGCCCAUGAGUCUGAAUAUGCAGAAGAAAACCUUCAAGGUGGAUCAUCCCUUUAUGUUCUUCAUACGCAACAGCAAAGCCGUCUUCUUCGCUGGUCGCUUUGUGGCGCCCCUAAGGAAGGAGCUGCUCGUGCCCAGCCCAGCGCCCGGGGCCAGCGAUUCCAUGCGAAAUCAGAUGGAAGACACGAGUGUUGACUAGUGUUGACUAACGUUGUCUAGUGUUGACUAGUGCUGAC
This is a messenger RNA of Drosophila montana, 1400 nucleotides long. Its product is annotated as serine protease inhibitor 42Dd-like. Bases 137 to 1363 code for a protein of 408 amino acids. NCBI's taxonomy places the organism in Eukaryota, Metazoa, Arthropoda, Insecta, Diptera, Drosophilidae. Gene Ontology annotation, molecular function: serine-type endopeptidase inhibitor activity. The transcript has 4 exons. The record is from RefSeq and is a predicted model, not a curated record.